Molecule: messenger RNA, 975 nt
Organism: Salvia splendens (bonfire salvia)
Lineage: Eukaryota; Viridiplantae; Streptophyta; Magnoliopsida; Lamiales; Lamiaceae
Exons: 3
Coding region: 223-750 (175 amino acids)
Source: RefSeq, a predicted model, not a curated record
CCCAUCUCAUACAGCUUAUCAUCAUUAUAACUAUAUAUCCCCUUUCUCUUUCUCUCUCACUCACACACACAAACGAGAUAGGCAAUUUCUUCCAAUUGAUCAUCUCCAAAGAAUUAUAUAUAAUGGGAGCUGAGAUUGAAGCAAUUAUGAGCAGAUCAGCGCUGCCAUUUGGAGGUGAAAACAUGAUGAGAAAAGGGGAGCUGCCAAUGUUGUCGUUGAACCAUGUCUCUUAUGUCUGCAAAUCUGUGCAGAAAUCUGUCGAAUUCUAUGUCAAAGUUCUUGGAUUUGUCCUCAUCCAAAGGCCUUCUUCCUUCAAAUUUGAAGGGGGCAUGGUUGUUCAACCAUGGAAUUGGAAUCCAUCUUCUAAAGUCGGAUAAUGUGAAAAACAAUAAAGAAAAAAUAAAUCCGAAAGACAACCACAUCUUAUUCCAAUGCACAUAUAUGAAUGUAAUUAUAGAACGAUUGGAGGGAAUGAAGAUUGAAUAUGUGAAGGCAGUGGUGAGAGAAGGUGGAAUAAUUGUGGAUCAAAUAUUCUUCCAUGAUCUAGAUGGUCACAUGAUUGAAAUUUGCAACUGCCAAGAUCUGCCUGUUCUCCCUCUCACAGCUUGCCCUAUUAGGAAGAUGUCCACUCCCAAAAUCACCAUACCCAAAACGCUGUCGUUUUAUGGUGGGAAGAAGCAAUGCAGUGGGGAAGUAGAAGCCAUGAUGAUUGAGAACCUAGCAAUGGACAUGAUGAACAUCUCCAUUUGAGGAGUGAAUCACACUGGGAUUUAAUGUCUUUACUUUUUUUUGGAGGUUUGGUGAGGUGUCAUGCUAUGAUAGGCUAUAUAAUAUGCAUACAUAUAAGUAUUUGUAAUAUAGUAUUAUGAUUCCAGCAAUUUGAGUGUGACGUUUUGAUUGCGAGGAACACUGUCAUGGUUCAAUCGAACAUGUACGACUUAUUCAUUUCAAAUAAAAUAAAAGAGUUUCCACGCA